AUGAUGUCAAGGAAGCAUGGGCAGAUCGACUUGACGUUGCCGGCCAGUGGCAGGGAAUUCCCUGCGGGCCUGGAUGAGAGAGGGGAGCCGUUUGACAAGAAGAGCGGUCUUGGAAACACCCUUUUCAAGCAGGCUGUCAAGUACAAAGCCCGCUCACCCUUUUCGGCAUUGUCUGGUGCUGGUGACUUCUUCCUCACACCAUCCGAUCUAUCCAAGAACUGCAGGAACGUUCUGCACUUGGAUUUGAACGCCAUUCCAACGGUAGCAUGCCCGCUGACCGGCGCGGACGCAAGUAGAGACCUCGAGGCCACCAACAGUUGGAUUCUGGACUUCAUGAUCCAUGGACAACGGAAGUACCUCUGGGAGGACAAUGGCAUCAAUGCCACACGUGCAUGGAAGCUGAUUGAAGAGUUUGUGCAGAUUCUGAAGAAGGCUGUGAAAGCGAUGAAGGCUUUUGCACCUGAAGACGACAUCGUGCUGACCACCAUGACGCAACUUGCCAAGGUGCGCGGGCAGCAAAUUGCAGAUCUCGUUCUCACGUUAUCGUUGAUUGCUAAGAACUGGGGCGAGCCUCCCAGGACCUGCCGGGAGCUGUCAGACCCCGGCAGUGUGACAUUUAACUCUUUGGACAGUGUGGCUGAGCAGCCGUCCAGCGAGAAGAGUCUUGCGUAUCUGUACCAGAUCCACGAGAAAUGCUUGAUCUUAGCAUGCAAGACGGUGCGACUCGCUCAAGCCGAGUCCUGGUCAGAGAUUCUGCAGGCGUGGAUGAGGCUGAGGAGGCCGGCGACUGACGAUGUGCCAGAAAAGGCCACGUUAGUCUUCACGUCGAUGCUGGCAAGCGUUCUUCGAAAGGCAGCCAUUGCCAGAGGCGGAGAUUCGGCUCGGUCCGAUUGCCUGAUCGAGAUAGCUGAUGCGGAGCAGGUGCUGCCUGGCUCCCAUGAUUCUGCUUGGGCUUCCAAAGUGAAGGUCGUUUUGCAGCCAGUGAUGCGGCGGUUUGGGCCCGUGCUGGAUGUCCGUGUUCCGACAGGCGAGGAGCGGCCUAUUGUUAGCAUUCGCUUUGCUAACCCCAAGGGCGCAGAGGCUGUGAUGGUCGCAGCCUCACAGGGCUUCUUGGCCGUGGGAGAAUCAGAAGUGCGGGUAUGCCAGCCUUUGUCGAAGGAGGCAGUUUGGCGGACGUUUCCGCCAGCCAGACGGCGACCCGUGCAACAGGGUGAGCCCAAGAAAAAAAGACUUCGUCCCAACGAGCGCUUUGCGCCACCCCGCAUGCCGCAGGUGGAGGUGGAAGAAGAGGAUGUGCCUCCAAAGGUUGAGGCCCCUCCUCAGGCAACGCCAGAUCCGAAGCCUCCUACAGAGCCUCAGCUACAACAUCUACCUCCGGAACCGCCCAGGCCGAGUCCAACAUCGGCUGGUGACGAUGAUACGGAGGAGGACAGAGAAGUGGCAGCUGGUGAGGCGGAGGUUGCCAAAGCCAUGGCGGCUUUGUUGGAUCAGCCCUUCUCUAAACAGAAGAAGGUGCUCAAGUCCAUUCGGCUGCAAUGGCAUCCGGACAAGUGCUCUUGGCAUUGGUCAGGCUUAGCCGAAACUGUGGACCAAAGUGUGAGCCGCGUGCCAGGAACCCUGAACAGGCGGCCAUUGCCACACGAGUCUUCCAGUUUGUGCAGGCGCACGACCACUGGCUGGCGCAUCAUGGCUUGGGCUGAUGGCUGA
Messenger RNA from Symbiodinium pilosum, 1707 nucleotides. The record is from the annotation of a GenBank genome assembly. NCBI's taxonomy places the organism in Eukaryota, Dinophyceae, Suessiales, Symbiodiniaceae.